Messenger RNA from Sabethes cyaneus, 1659 nucleotides. RefSeq lists its product as uncharacterized. The record is from RefSeq and is a predicted model, not a curated record. Bases 1 to 1659 code for a protein of 552 amino acids. Gene Ontology annotation, molecular function: nucleic acid binding. The transcript has a single exon. Lineage: Eukaryota; Metazoa; Arthropoda; Insecta; Diptera; Culicidae. Gene Ontology annotation, biological process: DNA integration.
AUGUCUCCAGCACAGCUGCAGUAUCAGUCCGUUUGGUGGUACGGAUCCAACUGGUUAUCGCUGGACGAAGAUCAUUGGCCACAAUCUCAGCAAAAUUCCGAAGAAUUUGAUCCGUCUACCCUAGAGGAGAAAGGUGUCGUUGCUGCGGUAGCUCAAGGCACCGAACCGUGGUAUAUUUUCUACCUGUUCUCAUCAUUCUCUGCGUUAGUUAAGGCGACAGCAGCCGCUCUUCGUUUUGGCUUCAAUUCCCAACCAACAAACAAUAGCGUGCGGAAGGUUGGACCUAUAACUGUUAAGGAGUUCGACGAUGCACUCCGCGUAUUGGUGAGAAUGGCACAGAAAGAAUCCUUCCAAGAAUACAUUGACCUCACCAACGGUCGUCAGGUUCGAGAGUCGUCCAGAAUAGCAUCUCUGAAUCCUCAACUUGUAGAUGGAAUACUCUGCGUUGGCGGCCGGCUACAAAACGCAACCAUAUCGUCCAGUCGAAAGCAUCCUUACAUUUUCGAUCAUCGUCACCGUAUCACGAAGCUCGUAGUCACCGAGUAUCAUCACAAGCUGUUUCACGCAGGCCAGCAGGUCCUAAUCUCAUCCGUUCGAGAAAAGUAUUGGCCUACCAGCGUUCACACCCUAGCUAGAAAGGUAAUCCACGACUGCGUACGCUGUUUCCGUGCAAGGCCGAAGAUCCAAGAACAGUUAAUGGCUGAUCUUCCCUCGGAAAGGGUCACAAAGUGUAUACCAUUCCAACGUGUUGGAAUCGAUUAUUGCGGGCCGUUCCAGGUCACGUAUCCACAGCGUCAAUUCCGUCCAGUGAAAUGCUUCGUCACUAUCUACGUUUGUCUGGUCACGAAAGCAGUCUACAUAGAUCUAGCAGCUGACAUCACCACCCGUGCGUUUCUUGAUUCUCUUACACGCUUCACUUCUCGUCACGGCAAACCCAGUAUCAUCAUGUGUGACAACGCUAAAAACUUCGUUGGAGCGAAGCGGCAACUCAACGAUAUGCUCAGAUUGUUCCACAACCAGAACUUCCAGAACAGCGUCAUCAAGCAAGCAGCAGAUGACAAGAUUGACUUUUGUUUCAUACCCGCACGCUCGCCGAACUUCGGGGGUCUGUGGAAAAGCGCGGUGAAGUCCUUCAAGACACUCCUCAAGAGGACCAUCGGCUUACGCAGUCUUGUUUACGACGAAUUUCAUACAAUUGUGGCGCAAAUCGAAGCAAUCCUAAAUUCGCGUCCACUGACACCGCUCAGUAAUGAUUCGGACGACUUUGAGGCGCUGACACCAGGGCAUUUUGUAGCACAGCGUCCUCUCGUCGCAAUUCCGGAGCCCGAUCUUCACGACGUGCCAGAAAACAGAUUAUCAGCAUGGCAAAGAAUGCAGAAGGAUGUACAGUUAAUGUGGAAAAAGUGGUCGACACAAUACCUCUCCGAUCUGCACAACCGAACCAAGUGGACCAGGAAGCGGGAUAAUGUUAAGAUUGGAACGAUGGUGCUUCUGAAAGAGGAAAAUCUUCCGCCACUCAAGUGGCUCCUGGGUCGUAUUACUGAUAUUCACCCUGGAAGUGACGGCAACGUACGUGUAGUGACCGUGCGAACCAAAGAUGGCAGCUACAGACGAGCAAUCAGUAAAAUCUGUGUACUACCCAUCUCCGACAACUUCUAA